AUGGCUUCUUCACGUAUUUUAAUUAUUUUUACAAUAAUUUUAUCAUUUCAGAAGUAUGAAGUUCAUAGUUUGAAAAUUCUUGGAAUAUUUCCAUACCCGGGAAAAAGUCAUUUUGUUAUGAUCGGUGCAUUAAUGAAAGAAUUGGCCCAACGAGGCCAUCAAGUUGACGUUGUUAGUCAUUUUCCAUUAACAAAUCCUAUAGAAAAUUAUACAGAUUUAAGUAUACGUGGUUCAAGAUCUAUAUUAGUAAAUAAAGUUACCUAUGAAACAACAGUUGAAUUUAAUAGUUUAGCUCUCUAUUCAGUAGUUGAAUUAUUAGGAACAGGAGUCUGUGAUCUUUUAUACCAUGAUGUAUUUCAAAAUCUUAUAAAAAAUCCUCAGUCAUACGAUGUUCUCAUCAUAGAGAUCAACUUUGCUGAUUGUUAUCUUGCGUUUGGAAAACAUUUGAACACUCCGAUAGUUGGAAUACUAACAGGAAAAUUGGACGAAUGGUUAUAUGAGCCAUUUGGCGUUCCGUACAACCCUUCUUUUACGCGUAACUCACACGCAAGUAUAACCAGAGAAAGAACAUUUUUUGAAAGAUUAGAAAAUUUCGUAUUGUAUUUAUUUACCACGUCGAAAAUAAAAUAUUACAUGGAUGCAGAGAUAGAACAUGUUAAAAAAUAUUUUGGGCGUCAGCUUAAUUCUAUAAGUGAUUUAUAUAAAGAUGUGUCCUUAGUUCUUAUAAAUUGGCAUCACAGCCUGGAUAUUAUGUCAGCACCACCGAGAAUUGUUGAAGUUGCCGGUCUUCAUGUACAUGACAGUGGAGAAAAAAUAUCUCCAGAUAUCAAAUCAUGGCUUGAUGAAAGUCAUUAUGGUUUUAUAUAUUUUUCAUUUGGUUCAAUGGUCAAGUUAGAAAGCUUUCCAAAAAAUAUUCUUGAAGCCUUUUACAAAAUGUUUGAAAGAGUUGCACCAGUUAGAGUGUUAUUGAAGGUAGCUGACGUUGAUGACAUGCCAAGUGGACUUCCAGAAAAUGUUAAACUUUCAUCUUGGUUGCCCCAAAUUGCAAUCCUAAAACAUAAAAAUAUCAAGGUAUUUGUUACUCAUGGAGGCAUGAUGGGGACUCAGGAAGCGAUUACUUAUGGUGUACCUAUGGUUGGAAUUCCUAUUUUUCGGGAUCAAUUCAUAAAUCUACAUGCUUAUGAACAACGGAAAAUUGCUAUUGUCGUGAAGCUUGAUAAUUUAACUGCUGAUUCACUUACUGAUGCGGUAAAUAAAAUACUCAGAGAUCCAACAUACAAUGAAAAUGUUAAAAAAAUGUCAUCGCUUUUCCUUGAUCGACCCAGUAGUCCAAUGGAUACAGCCAUUUAUUGGGUUGAGUACACUGCGAGACAUGGAAACGUUUUACAAUCCCCGGGAUUAGAAUUAUCGUGGUGGCAACUUUAUUUUGUUGAUAUUAAUUUAUUUUUUACCAUUUGUAUUAUAUUCAUCAUUUACAUUAUUCGAUUAUUUUUCAAAUUAUUGUCAAAAAUUAUAAACAUAAGAAAACUCAAUAAUCAAAAUUCACACAUCAACUCUAAGACAAAGAAAAAUAAAUAA
This is a messenger RNA of Cotesia congregata, 1578 nucleotides long. The record is from the annotation of a GenBank genome assembly. Lineage: Eukaryota; Metazoa; Arthropoda; Insecta; Hymenoptera; Braconidae.